Messenger RNA from Phytophthora sojae, 462 nucleotides. RefSeq lists its product as hypothetical. Lineage: Eukaryota; Oomycota; Peronosporomycetes; Peronosporales; Peronosporaceae. The record is from RefSeq and is a predicted model, not a curated record. Bases 1 to 462 code for a protein of 153 amino acids. The transcript has a single exon.
AUGCGACUUCAGCAAGUUCUACUGGUGGUGGCACUCAUCCUUAUAGCUGCCACCUCGGAAGCCUCCGAGAGAAUGAAUACCAAGAUCACAACGUUGCCCAACUCGAUUGCCGAAGACCGCAGCGGUGCUAUUCAGAACCGUUUGCUGCAGACAGACAACAACGCCGACGCAACAGACUCUGAUGAGAGGGCUGAAGGUGUGUUUUCAAAUAUCCUCAUGCAUACAAAAGUAAGGUUGUGGCUGGAAAGGGGGAAGAAGAACGACUAUGUCAAGGCGAAGCUGAAGCUCAACGGGCUGGAAGGAGCAGCCCUGAAGGCGCACAAGAACUACAAGUACUAUGAAUACUUUGCCAAAACUCUUGAGGGUUACAAGCUUAGCAAGUGGCUUAUAAGCAACCCGGAGCGUUGCUCCGGGAGGGUACACAGGUCGGCGAAUAGUUUCAUGGACGAUGAUAACGGAUAA